CGGCCGACACCGCGCAUGCGCCGCGACCCCGCGCCGGGCCCGCCCUCGCCCCCGCCGGGCGUGUGCGUGCCUUGCCGGGGCGGGGCGGGUACAGGGAGGGGCGGUGCCGCCCCAUCGCGGUGGGCGGUGCCGGCCCGAGGCGACAAGAUGGCGGCGGCGGCGGCGCUGAGGGCGGUGAAGGGCGUGCGGCUGGUGGCGGGAGGGCCGAGCCUCGCUUUUACUCGUUCUGCGUUUGUUGCAAAAAGACGUAAUUAUGACCAACCAAACUGGUUUGGAGUCGGCUUGGCUUUUAGCACCUCUGCUGCCUUGUGGGCUCUUCUUUUCAAGCAGCAUAAUGAAGAUGUAAUGGAAUAUGAAAGAAGAAAAAAAGAGGCACAACAUAAGUGUACAGGUUGUUCAUAG
Molecule: messenger RNA, 402 nt
Organism: Phalacrocorax carbo (great cormorant)
Lineage: Eukaryota; Metazoa; Chordata; Aves; Suliformes; Phalacrocoracidae
Source: RefSeq, a predicted model, not a curated record